AUGGAGUGUGUCAGUACAAGCUCUAUGUUAGUAUUGAUAAACAGUUCGCCAUCUAAGCCGUUUAAGAUGGAAAGGGGCCUACGACAAAGUGACCCACUUUCUCCAUUUCUAUUUGUACUUGUCAUGGAUGUCCUACAUAGGAUGUUUGAGGAGGCAUUUAGGAACGGGCACAUAUCUCCAUUGCUGGUUGGUAGAGAUCACAUUGAGCUAUGGCACUUUCAGUUUGCAGAUAACACUAUUCUGUUCUGUCCUCCAGAGGAAGAGAUCGUUAAAAAUUACAGGAGGAUCCUUCGCUGCUUUGAAUUGAUGUCGGGGUUAAGUGUUAACUUUGACAAAUCUAGUUUGAUUCCUGUUAACUGUGAUGAUCAGUGGGUGCAGCGUAUGUGCAGUGUGCUAGACUGUAAGGAAGCCUCUCUCCCAGUUAAAUACUUGGGGAUUUCGCUAGGAGCUAACCCAUGA
Messenger RNA from Arachis stenosperma, 459 nucleotides. RefSeq lists its product as uncharacterized. The record is from RefSeq and is a predicted model, not a curated record. Lineage: Eukaryota; Viridiplantae; Streptophyta; Magnoliopsida; Fabales; Fabaceae. The coding region runs from base 1 to 459 and encodes 152 amino acids. The transcript has a single exon.